Messenger RNA from Triticum urartu, 813 nucleotides. The record is from RefSeq and is a predicted model, not a curated record. Lineage: Eukaryota; Viridiplantae; Streptophyta; Magnoliopsida; Poales; Poaceae.
AUGAAGGGCGAGGGGACGCAAAGCGCGGUGAAUGGUUCUGAGAGGAUGAUGUGGACGUCUCCGAUCAUGAGCGUGCGCGAGGCGCGGGUCGCCGUCGAGGAAGAGCCGGCGGAGUCCAUGCUGCCUUUUCCUAGUAGUGCCAGCAGCUCCAACGAGCCGUGCAACGAGAUGACGCUCUACUACCACGACAUCCUCUACGACGACAUCAACAACACGGAGAAUGCGACAUCAGCAGCGGCCACCAAGCCCACGGUGCUCAGCACGACCCACUGGAAGAACGACACCUACUUCGGCACUCUCGUGGUGUUCGAUGACCCGAUGACGGUGGGGAAGGUGCUACCCAUGGCGGGGGAGGGGCCCGCGGCGCGCGCCCAGGGCUUCUACUUCUAUGACAAGCAGGAGUCUUACACCUCGUGGUUUGGCUUCUCCAUCGUGUUCAACUCCACGGCGCACAAGGGCACCAUCAACCUCGUCGGCGUGGACCUCAUGGACGACAAGACCCGGGGCCUCUCCGUCGUCGGCGGCACCGGCCACUUCUUCAUGGCGCGCGGCAUCGCCACGCUCCGACUUGAUGCCUCCGAGGGAACCGUCUACUUCUGUCUGCAGAUGGACAUCAAGCUCUACGAGUGCUACGUCUGACGAUUUAUAUUAAGGUGACACAUCCAUUAUGGUGUCUGUCAAUAAGGAUGCUGCUGUUUUCUAUGCUCUUCGAUUUGUCUUGGUGUGUGAGGGCAGGUUUGUGUGUUAUUGUCGCAUACGUUGACAAGUAUGCGAAAUGCACUGCAUUUUUAUUCGUCUUUACUGUUUUUUUGU